UAUGUAAAAAAAUUAAUGUGGUUUUUUAUUUAAAAAAGACGAUCACUAUAAAACAUGGUAGCAUUUUCGCUGUGGCCAUCAGUUUUUUAAGAAGUGCCAUCCGAAGAGCACCCAAAAAUGAAGAGUUUCGUUGUUAUUUUGUCAGUUUUGGCAUGUACUUCGGCCACUAUUCUACCAUCAUCUCAUUUAUUACCCCCAGUGCAUGAAAUACACAAUAAUGAACCAUUUCGUCCAUCAUCACCAGAUUUUCAUGCAGCAUCUGUGAGCUCAGCACCACCGAAACAACAUAUUUUAUUGGAUGGUGAAACUGUUCCAAUUAGUGAGGAAACUACUAGAGCCAAUGUUCAAUUUGCUCCCGUUGCACCCGUUCAACACGCUGCACCGGUUCAACAUGCUGCCCCCGUUCAACACUUUGCACCCGUUCAACAUGCUGCCCCCGUUCAACACUUUACACCCGUUCAACAAGUUGCACCCGUUCAACAAGUUGCACCCGUUCAACAUGCUGCUCCCGUUGCACAUUUUGCUCCCCCUGUAGCCCAUGCUCCCCCCACUCAAGCUACAAUCCAAGUUAUUUCUUUCAAUAGACCAUCAUCAUCAUUAACACAUGGUCCACAAUACUUGCCACCACAACACUCAGCUCAAACCCACUCUGUUCAAGAGCCCGUUUACAAUGCUCCUCCACAAUCGCAAUAUCUUCCACCACAACAAAGUGCACAAAGCUUCAGUGCUCCAGUUAGUGAUGAAUCAGUUUCAGCCGUUGGUCCUUCUCAAGCUUCAAUUCAAGUUGUAACUUACAAUGCACAAGCAUCAGGAUCAGCGUCAGCAUCAACAUCAGCACAAGCUCCACAAGAAGAAUACUUGCCGCCACAGCAAUCAGCUCAAACCUACUCUGCUCAAGAGCCCGUUUACAGUGCUCCAGCCCCACCAUCGCAAUAUCUUCCACCGCAACAAAAUGCACCAAGCUUCAGUCAUGGCUUCAGUGCUCCAGUUAGUGACGAAUCAAAUUCUGCCGUUGGCCCUUCUCAAGCUUCAAUUCAAGUUGUAACUUACAAUGCACAAGCAUCAGGAUCUGCGUCAGCAUCAACAUCAGCACAAGCUCCACAAGCUCAAUACUUGCCAUCACAACAAGCCACCCCAAAUUAUUUUGUUCAGGAGCCAGUUUACAGUGCUCCAGCCCCACAACCUGAAUAUUUACCGCCUCAACAAAGUGCACCAAGUUUCAGUGCCCAAUUGAGUGAACCUGCACCGGCACCACAAGCACAAUACUUGCCACCACAACAAUCUGCUCAAACCUACUCUGUUCAAGAGCCCGUUUACAGUGCCCCGGCUCCUCAAGCACAAUACUUGCCACCACAGCAAUCGGCACAAACCUACUCUGCUCAAGAGCCCGUGUACAGUGCUCCAGCCCCACAAGCUCAGUAUCUUCCACCACAACAAAGUGCACCAAGUUUCACUGUUCACUUGAGUGAAGCGGCACCGGCACCACAAGCACAAUACUUGCCACCACAGCAAUCAGCUCAAACAUACUCAGCUCCUUCACUAUCAUUCUCACUUCCAUCAGCAGAUCCAGCUCCAAACUUCUCAGCUCCAUCACAAUCGCACUCCGUCCAAGAGGACGUUUACAGUCCCCCAGCUCCACAAGCUCAAUAUCUUCCACCGCAACAAAGUGCACCAAGUUUCAGUCAACCAAUUGAACAUGUUCCACAAGCCCAAUACUUGCCACCACAGCAAACAACUUCAACAUACUCUGUUCCAGAGCCACAACCACGAUAUUUGCCACCCCAACAAAGUGCACCAAGCUACAGUCCUCAAUUGAGUCAAGCACUUUCUGUUUCAGCACCGGCGGCUCCACAGGCUCAGUACUUGCCACCACAACAAAGCGCUCAAGUAUUCAGCGCUCCAAAGCCAAUCUAUGGUUCAAGCCAGUCUGUGUCAUCGGCUCCAGUUUCAACAACAAAAAUCAUCAAAAUCAUUCAAGAAGCCCAACAAUCACAAGCAUCUUUUGCACCAUCACACGGCCAAGUUAAAAUCAUUAAAGUGAUCAAUAACGGUCCAUCAUACAGCAGUGGCUCAUCAUACAGCGGCGGAUAUUCACACAGUAGCACAUCCCACAAUAGUGAACAUUCACAUGUAACUGUAUCAGCACCAGUCAAAGUAAUUAAAGUCAUUAAAGACACAUCCUCACACUCUGGUUCAUCGUUCGUUGGUUCAUCGCACAGUGAUCACCAAUCAUACGGCGCUGCAUCGCAUGCAUCGUCAGCUCCAGUCAGAGUAAUCAAAUUGAUAAAAGAUAAUGGACCAUCAUACGAUGCCGGUCAUUCCUCACAUAGCAGCCAUCAAUCACAUGGUGGCCCAUCACAAACUAUUAAAUUCAUCAAAUUCAUCAAAUCCGAUCCAGACUCACAAGGAUGGUAAACGAGAACAAAAAAAAACUCAUUGCACUUAAUGAACUAAUCGAUUGUUUGAGACAAUUUUAAUUUAAAAUAAAAUGUUGUACAUUUUAUAAAUGUUAAA
Contarinia nasturtii (swede midge) is the source of this 2514-nucleotide messenger RNA. RefSeq names its product extensin-like. The transcript has 18 exons. Lineage: Eukaryota; Metazoa; Arthropoda; Insecta; Diptera; Cecidomyiidae. The record is from RefSeq and is a predicted model, not a curated record. The coding region runs from base 118 to 2415 and encodes 765 amino acids.